AUGAAAGUGAUCCAACUGGGCGGCGCGAACGAUGGAUUGUGCCACUUUUUGAGCUUCGGCGGCUUCGAGAUGCUCCUGGACUCCGGCGUCAAGAUGCAGUCGCUCGUACGCGAGCCACAACAAGGCGGGGGUUCUGUCUACCGCCUACAGCUGCCAGCACUGAGCUCCGUGGAGGUGGGGGCGCUGGACGUGGUGUUGGUGUCUAACCACCUCACUCUACUGGCUCUGCCGUUGCUCACGGAGGUGCUGGGCUUCAAGGGGCAGAUCUACGCAACGCAGCUCACUUUAGACUUCGGUCGGGUGUUUCUGGAGGAGCUGGCAGCUCUGACGCAAGGGGACGACUCCGCAGUCUUUGUGUUUGAAGGCGUGGCGGUCGGAAUGGAGACAGAGCUGCCCAUGCACUCGCUGAAAGAGAUUGAGCAAUGCUGCAAGAAAGUUCGAUGUGUGGAGUACAGUGAGGUUGUGUCACUGGCCUACGGGGUUCAGGUCACGGCGCUGAGUUCGGGUCAUAGCUUGGGUGCGAGUAUUUGGCUCAUUGAAGGCCCGAACGACCGAUUGGCGUACGUGGCGGCUGCCUCGGGAGACUACAACCGCCACCCGAAGGAGCUGGACUUGAUGCCGUUGGUAGACUGCGAAACACUGCUGCUGACGGAUCUGAAGCCGGAUCGGGACCCCCACUCGAACACGGAGCGCAUGGUGGAGCACGUACUCAGUGGCGUCACUCGUGUGCUGGAGCGUGGCGGUGUUUGCAUCGUACCGACGUCGCCUUGUGGCGUCGUGUUUGAUCUCGUAGAGGCUGUGUAUGCCGCGUGCCUCCACAACAAGCAGAACGUCCCGAUGUACUUCAUCUCGGAUCACGCCUCUCGCGUUAUGGAACUUACUCAGCUCGGAGCGGAGUGGCUCUGUGAAAAGAAGAUUGAAAAGCUGUACGCGGGUGAGGACGCAUUCCUGCACGAGUCGCUGCUCAAGAACGGUCUGUUCCACGCGGUUGCAGACGUCUCAGCUGCUACUGCUGCUACCUUUCAGAAUGGUAGCAUCAUUUUUGCUGGCCAUCCAUCUCUCAAGUUUGGGCGUGCCCCAGAAUUGAUCCGCAUGCUCGGAAACGAGAGCCGUAAUGCUGUCCUGCUGAUUGACCCAGCAGUCGAUGCCACCGAAGCCUUUGCCCCUUUCCAAGAUCUCAACAUCGAAAAGAUCGCGUGCCCAAUCGACCCAAGAUUAAGCUGCGGCGACGCUAACCAGUUUAUUGCUCGCUGCUGCCCGCACAACCUGAUCGUUCCGUACGAGUACACCAUCGCUCCGUCGGCAAGUGCAGCGGAGGGAGCUGAGAUGUCGUCGCACUUUUCGCGAGUACUUCCGCUCCACGAGCUCACAGCGGCGAAAACCAAGACAGAGCUGCUCACCUUCCCAAUGAAGCCGUUCGAGCCCAUUGUGAUUGAGAAAACAUCGAAGUAUCUGGAUGGAAGACUUGACCCCAAGCUUGCUGCACAGGCCACAAUCACGGAGGUGAACGGCAAGGCUGCAGCCUGCGGUUCUGGGAAACGCAAAGCGUCGGCGAUAUCGGAUGCUGACACUAGCAGCACGCUCCAGAGCAUCGACUACAAGGAAAAGAGCAACCUCCUUCUGGGCCAAGUUGACGAAGACAGACUGAUGAAGCAAGUGAAAACGCAUGACCCACAAGCUCAGGUGUACAUUUCGCAAGGCCAGGGAGAUGCUGAUGUGUUCAUGAGUAUUCCAUCCCUCGAUGCGCGGAUCACAUUGUGGAAAGAGACCGGGAAAACCCUCGUUGAGACGGAGAAAGAAGAUGCGCGGGCAUUGCUGACGUCAUUCAUCCUGGCGCAGCUUGUAGUGAUCAGCCAGGGCUAA
This is a messenger RNA of Phytophthora sojae, 1863 nucleotides long. RefSeq lists its product as hypothetical. The transcript is spliced from 7 exons. Gene Ontology annotation, biological process: snRNA processing. Bases 1 to 1863 code for a protein of 620 amino acids. Lineage: Eukaryota; Oomycota; Peronosporomycetes; Peronosporales; Peronosporaceae. The record is from RefSeq and is a predicted model, not a curated record. Gene Ontology annotation, cellular component: integrator complex.